AUGUCAACAAAAAGUAAGAUAGUUCGUCAAGUAUUUCCAAAGGAGGCAGACAUGUUGAUCUUCCACGUCACGUGAUGAAAAUCGGUGUGCUGUUACAUGACGUACGAUGUAUUUCCUUAUACCGUGACAGUUUUGGCUCCAGCGCUGCGAGAAUUGUAUUCAGAUUUUUCUUUCAUUUUUAUCGCUAUUUACUUGAAGACUACAAUGUCCCAGUCUGUUGAUCGCCUCAGACAGUUAGAAGAGAUCGAGAAGGUUCGUGGAAUCAGUCCCAUAGGAGAAACGUUUUUCCAUGUAAAGGCUUGAGUCUUCUUUAAUUCAUUACUUACUUCAUGUUAUUUCAUUUUAAGGAUAUCGUAAAAGUGAUCAGAAGCGCAGGAGAAACUUUAGAAGAGCUCUCUAAAGAGGCUCCUUCAGAGGACCGGAUCAACGCAACAGCCACAAAGUUUCUGAAAUCAUUAGAGGUACAUUGUACAACUUCUUUAAGCAUAUUCCAUUGGUGAAAGUUUGUACAAACUUUAUACCUUCUUUUUCUUUUCACCUAGUAAUCGUGCCACCUUAUUAAGGGUCAAUUGAGAGUACAUUAAAAUUAGCCAUUUUAGGUCGAUCGAAGCCUACCACAGUUUCUUCCCCUUUCUCUACCGCCCUCCCAACCCCGAAAGGUCAGUGGCCAUCUACCAAUAACAUGGUUUGAACUCCAGCAUUCUGCUGUGAGCUCCAGCUUACAAAUAUCUAUGUAAUAGCAAACCCUUAUAGAUCAAAGUUUUUAGAUGUAGAUGUAGGUAAUCAAUAACUUUCUAAUGCUGACCGUCUCGUCUCACUUUCAUAGUAUUUUAGCCUGUCAGUGAGGAGAAACAGUGGAAACGUCACAACGUCACCACUGGUUGCCCUGUGAAAUGACUUCUGAGGAACAAGUCCAGUAUCUCCAUACUGAUGCUGUUUCACUACCCAGAUCUGGGUGGUGCUUCUGACAGGGGUGUAACGAUUAAUCGAAAUCUUGGUUAAUCGCAAUUAUAACCAUUCAGUUCAGUUAACGGUUCUUUGUUUCCACAUUUCAAUUUGGUUCGAUUAUAGUAGAAAAGUGCCCUCAUAGCUUUAAAUACAACUACAAAAACCCUUAGUGUCAAAAUCUCUUGUAAAUUUUUUUGUCAAAUGAGCUAUUCUUUCAUAAAAUAACACUGUUAUAAAAUGCUUUUCUAAUUGGUGUUUUUGACUGAGGAGUGAAGGAGUUCACACGCCAUUUUGUGUUGCGUGGUUAAAAUUUUGCUUUUCUACCACCCCUUGAGUGUUUCCAUGUGUCUGCUCUUGUCAGUGUCACGUUCUCAAACAUGGCCGAACAAAGCCGUGCAGUUGAUGCCCCCUGGAAGUUUUCAAUCAUUUGUGUGGAAACAUUACAGCUUCUUUGUGAGUAAUGGUACAACAGAUUGGGUAAUCGAGUCAAAAUAUUCAAAAUCGAAAGACCAUAAUCAAAAUCGAAUCAAAAGGUAUAUGAAUUGUUACACCCCUAGCUUCUGAUUGAUUAAAGCAAAUUUCCAACCAAUCAGAAGGACUGGCCAGAUUUGGGUUGUUACACAUUAUCAGCAUGGAAUUUCUGCAUUCAUUCCUGCAGACCUUCCAACCCCUAGACCAUGCAAAUCUGGAGUGUUUGAAAGGAAGCCCCCAAAAAUCUCGAGAUUGGGACCUCAAACCUGGAGCUCUCCAAAUAAUAUGUCAAAUAAAACCAAAAAAAUGAAGAUUAUUUUUGUCAUAGUAUUCUUUACCCUAUAGCUAUUAGAUAUGAUUUACUCCACUCACUUUUAAAAGUUAUAGGUUAAUUGGCUGUUCCAGCCGUGGAUUUUCUUUUCUUUGGAAGCUGAGGCCUUGAAUUCUCAGAGUCAGUUUCAGAUUCUGUUUCACUAUCCACAUUGAUAGGAUGUUUGAGUUUGCUAUAAGGCUUUUCCACACACCGUAGAUAACCUAUGUUUCACACAACACAGGAAUGAGGUUUGAAUUGGAUCCAGUUUUGAAUCACAACAUUCAUACCGGAAUUGUUUGGCAAUUUAAAGAUUUUUCAAUUCACCAUGAGGUUUGGGGCUAAAUCAUGAGAUUUUUAGACCGUGAGUCGACAGCCCAAGUCUGAUCCUAAGAUGUCAUUUAAACCAGUGGUGGUGUUGCAGAAGGUUGGCUGUUUUGUCAAGUUUAUAUCUUUCAAUCCCAGAACAGUCCUACAGUCCUGUGAAUAUGUGACGCCAGCAUAAGAAACUGUCAUAGUACAAUCUUCCAAUAAUGUUACAAGUAUGUCAUGAAGUUGAGUUCCACUUUAAGGGUGUUGUAUAUUUCUGGUGGCUUGCUCUUUUUAUCUUUUGGAGAAUAACUACUUGUAAUUUAAAAAGACUCGCAUCUUUGUAGGGUGUAGAGAAAGGUCUGAGUGAACAAAUUGGAUACCUGACACAAGUCGCUACCGGUCAGCCACAUGAAGGAUCAACAUAUGGUGCUGAAAAGGUAUUUGAAGUUUUACAGAGAUGUCCAUCUUUAAUUUGAAGUGUCUGUUAAGAAAGAGUCAACUGUAGACCUCAUCAUAAGGUUCCUGAAGUUAUUAGCAACUUUUAGUGACAUGGAUAGCUUUCAAUACUGAAUAUUGAAAAACUUGCCAAACUUGAGAAAAUAUUUCAGCCUGUACUUGGUCUUCUCAGAGCUUUUCUACAGUAUUUUGAUUUUGUAUGAAAGGAAUGCAUAUUUUACUCAGGGAUUAUUAGCCAAUCACAAGGUAUUUCUUGAGACAACAAUAAGUUCUACUAAGGUGACAUAUAUUUGCUUUUUCGGUGACACAUAGUACGUUCCUUUGUGAAGUAGUGACAGUGAUUAAUCUAACAAUGCCCUUUAUUUUUUUCUCCUUGCAGGAUUUUGAGCUGUUACGCUGUAGGACAAAGUCAGUUAAAAAUCAGUUGGUAGCUAUACGUGACCAAGGGACAAAUACAGCAUCACAAAGUUAAUGAUUUUAUAAACAGUCCACUUGGCAAAACACAAUGAGCAGAGCAAGGAAUAUAUUUAAAUCCCUUGAAAUAUGAAGAGCAAAUCUUGUUGCAUCUCUGUUUCAAGAUCUCACAGAGACUAAUGAUGGCAAAUUGCAUUGCAAGCAAUUGUUCCUUGGACCUUUUCAGUGCCUUGCUUCAAUUUUGAGAAUCAAAAGAUGUGGCUGCAAGUCUCAAUGUGUGACGUUAUUGUUUGUGCCACAGCUAUCAUAAUGAACUAAGGAUGCAAGGAUGCAUGGCGGCUAUGUGGUUAAGGAGAUCUAAGGUUCAGAUCCAACUUUGAUUCUUAGCUUAAUUUUAUUCAAAGUGCACCCAAGUUUGGUGACAUAUUGGGCUUGAAAAAUGGAACACAGGGACUAUAAUUGGACUAAUUAUUUGGUAUUAAGAAAAACAUUAUAAUUAACGAUUAUACCACGAGUGUGUCAGUGUUGGAUAUGAUAUGGUAGAUAGCCAAUGAGACGCUUAGUGCCGAGUUGGCUUAAUCGACAUUGUUAUAUUAAAAACGCCCACAUAAUAUUGAAAAUUCAUUAUUCUUCCCCACUUUAAUAAAUAAUAAAUAUUUGUAAAAACAACCGAUCUUCAGCUUGUUUUUACUUUUGAGCAGACACCUAGAGUUACCAUAUUUGGAGA
Molecule: messenger RNA, 3638 nt
Organism: Porites lobata
Lineage: Eukaryota; Metazoa; Cnidaria; Anthozoa; Scleractinia; Poritidae
Source: the annotation of a GenBank genome assembly